AUGUCACACAAUCCGUCUUUUCUGCGGUCGUCGCAAUCGCCGAUGCUGAACCACCAGCAACUUCACCCCCACCAUGGCCAGAGUUCUUCCAGAAAACCCUCCGUUGUAGAAAUGUUGUCUUCCCCUCCACCAUUGCCAGCUGACCAAACACAGACCUCCAUAGAUGAGAUAAGCUUGUCACGAAACACCUCCAUCUCGUCGAGAUCAUCGUCGGUGAUUCAGCCUACCGUCAAUUGGAGCGAGAUUUUGUUGGCAGACCUAACGGAGGCAAACAAACUCAUUACUAUCAACUCGUCCUGCUCUGUACAGAAAGCAUAUGAAACGUUGGUUGACCACAAUUUGACAUCUGUGCCGGUGGUACUUUCUCAAUCUGACGAUGGUUCAACAAAUUACUUGUCUUUUGAUUAUUCGGACUUAAACACAUACCUUUUGUUGAUCAUGAACAGAAUUAGCGUAGACGAUGUUUUGCCCAGCCAGGACAGUGAUGGCAGACGCCCUUCGUUGCAAGAGCGCAAAGAUACUUUGACUAGUUAUAUCAAUCGCGCCAAAAAGGGCGAGGAGGUUCCUGUGGAAAUCAUUGUCAGUUUGCAACCAAAAACGCCGUUCCUUAGAUUCAAAGAGUCCGACACCUUGCUUAAAGCAGUUGAAGUGUUUGGAAGCGGUGCUCACAGAGUAGCCAUCAUCAACAACGAUAACAAAAUCUCGGGUAUUCUUUCGCAGAGACGGACCAUCAAGUUCUUUUGGGAUAACGCACGUAGAUUUACGUCGCUCGAUUACCUUUUGAACUCGUCAUUGCAGGAUUUGAAGGUCAUUUCAAGCAAUCCGGUGACCAUUCAAGGCGAUUGCCCUUUGAUCGAAGCAUUGGAAAAGAUGUUCACUGAGAGAAUGUCCUCUCUUGCUGUCAUUGACAAGAACAAAUCUCUUGUGGGUAACAUAUCUAUUGUCGAUGUCAAGAACGUCUCUUCUACAAAUAACUCUCAUUUGUUGUUCAAGCCUGUGACUACGUUCAUCUCGUACAACUUAUCACAAAAGGGUAUUGAAAAGGGUCAGGAUCAGUUCCCCAUUUUCCAUGUUAACCCACAAACUUCUUUAGCGAGGGUGAUUGCCAAAUUAGUGGCUACUCAGUCCCAUAGAUUGUGGAUUGUUGAAGCAAGGACGUCACAUUACUCUGUUUCCAACGGCCCUGGUGCCACUGUGGAAACUGCACUUGCUGCAGAAAGUCCAGUGGCUUCGGCAGCAGCCACUAGCAUUCAAUUUGAAAGUGGCCGUCCGGGCAAACUCAUAGGCGUAGUGACGUUGACGGACAUUCUUGCUUUGUUUGCGCAGUGCAAGUCUGGAGUGAAAAUCGACACGCAAUCGGCCAGAAAUCAGAGACGCAGAUCGUCUACCCUGACAACUAGAUCGUCCUUAGAUGGCGUGUCUGGCUCGAUCACUACUCCAACUACCCCAAAACAACCCAGCGUACCAAUAAACCAGGAGAUGUUCCGCAAGUCAUACCAGACGGGAAAGGGAGACAAUGUUUUCAGCAAUGAAUAG
Molecule: messenger RNA, 1536 nt
Organism: Clavispora lusitaniae ATCC 42720
Lineage: Eukaryota; Fungi; Ascomycota; Pichiomycetes; Serinales; Metschnikowiaceae
Gene: SDS24
Product: Sds24p
Biological process (GO): cellular response to glucose starvation; regulation of mitotic metaphase/anaphase transition
Molecular function (GO): protein serine/threonine phosphatase inhibitor activity
Source: RefSeq, a predicted model, not a curated record